Erpetoichthys calabaricus (reedfish) is the source of this 2580-nucleotide messenger RNA. RefSeq names its product zinc finger protein 383-like. NCBI's taxonomy places the organism in Eukaryota, Metazoa, Chordata, Cladistia, Polypteriformes, Polypteridae. The transcript is spliced from 3 exons. The coding region runs from base 468 to 2123 and encodes 551 amino acids. The record is from RefSeq and is a predicted model, not a curated record.
UCCUCCUUGUCGUCUCGUCCCCUCUCUCUCUCUCUCUCUCGCUCGUCUUUCUUUUUUUUAUUUCUUCUCCAUUUUGCUGACACGCGCCUAGCAUAGACGUCGGAAUAGUCUGACGCUAAGAGCGGUAACUCCUCUGCGGAUGCGCAGCGCGGUCACGAGUCAUCGUCGCAUGUUGAUGACGUCACUGGUGUAGCUUUGUUUCCGUCUAUUUCAAGAGUAUCUGACUGCAGAUCUGUCUGUUUCCUCGAGCUUACGGCUCACGCUUAGUGUGAUACUCGUGUUCAGACUUCUAUCAGACCACAAGAACAACGGAAAGUGCGCAAGAGUUUAACGGAGCCACCUUCCCUUGUUUAAACCCCCCCCCCCACACCCAAAAUGCCCCCCCAGGCCAGCGCUGCCCAUGUGAGACGAGAAUCUUAGAAGAGAAGAGGAGUCCCAUAAAGGGAGUGAAGCAUUUCAUACAGAGCAUGGCCUCGGCCAAAGAGGAUGGCAGGGAUGCGACGCUGGCUCACAUUAAAGAAGAGGACUGUGAGUGGGGUGCGCCAGAGGAUUUGUGUGUGAAACUGGAGGAUUGCAAAGAAAGGAUUUCAGCUUUCAAAGAGGAAGAGCCCAAGGGAGAGAUUCUUGAGAUCAAAGUCGAGGAUUCAGAAGAUUUGUCCGUUGGCCCUGAGCUGCCAAAGCCUGAAAGUGGACCUAUUUUAAAGUGUUGUAUUAGUGAAGAAUGUCAUUCCGGUUUACAGCCCUGGGCCACUAAAUCUGGACAAUGGGCCACCCAGCAGAAUCUUCUAGAGCCGAAAUCUGAGCCUGAAGAGAAAAUCGAGGAAGGAGAAGAGCAGCAGUCAUCUUGGAGUGUGGGAGCAAAUAUCUCAGAGAAUUGCAGCUUCCCCGUGUCUUCGUUUGCUCAGACUUCUCCUCAGUGCGGACUGAAGCAGAAACAGGACAAUGGGAAGAUGAAGAAAUCAUCAAGAAGAUCAAAGACAUCAACUUCUCUGCAGACAACUUCACCAAAUGUUGUAAAACUGACUCCGAUGGAAGUCAUCACCCCUAACCGACCGCAAGGACUUAACGCAGACCAAGAGGCUUUAUACACCGGCAAAAAAUGUGAAAAAGCCUUUAGAAACAAAUCUGACUGUAAAGGUAAGUCGAUGCAUACAAUUCAGAAGCCGUAUGCCUGUUCUGAAUGUGGCAAACUAUUUCCACACAGAAACCGCCUUCAGACGCAUAAAAGAAUUCACACUGGAGAAAAGCCCUACCAUUGUGCAGAGUGUGGCAGGCAGUUCCCCCAUAACAGCGCUCUUCAGCGGCACACACGCGUUCAUACCGGAGAGAAGCCGUAUGGAUGUGCCGAAUGCGGAAAAACAUUUUCUCAUUACAGCAGUCUUCAUAAUCAUUCAAAAAUUCACAUGGGAGAAAAGCCUUAUUGCUGUUCUGAAUGUGGUAAAGGAUUCUCCUUUUUAGGUAAUUUCCAUAAUCACUUGAGAAUUCACAGUGGUGAGAAGCCUUAUUGUUGCAGUGAAUGUGGUAAACGGUUCAUACAAGCAAGCGAUCUACGGAGGCACAUCAGAAUUCACACUGGAGAGAAACCUCACUGUUGUUCGGAAUGUGGCAAGCGAUUCUCUUUGUCGAGCGCUCUUCAGAAGCACACGCGAAUUCACACGGGAGAAAAGCCAUACGGCUGUUCUGAAUGUGGCAAACGAUUCACGGAUAGUAGUGCUCUUCACAGCCACAGCAGAUUCCACACGGGAGAAAAGCCGUAUUGCUGUUCGGAAUGUGGCAGACGAUGUGCUAAUCCUAGCAGUCUCCAGAGACACAUGAGAAUUCAUACUGGAGAAAGGCCAUGUUCUUGUUCUGAAUGUGGCAAGCAAUUCUUUGACCUGAACACUCUUCAGCGGCACACGCGGAUUCAUACGGGAGAGAAGCCUUAUUGCUGCUCUGAGUGUGGCAAACAAUUUGCUGACCGUAGCACUCUCCGGCAGCACACGCGGAUUCAUACUGGAGAGAAGCCGUAUUGCUGCUCCGAAUGUGGUAAACGCUUUUCACAAAUGAGCAACCUUAACUACCACUCAAAUAUCCACGCUCGAGAGAAACAGAGAACUGAUGUAGGUGUGGAAAAAAACGCCUGAAACCAUUCUGGGUUGCCAAGCUCAGAAAAUCACCUCAAAAAAAAAAAAGCUUCCAGAAUGUUCUUGUCUCCCUAACAAUUAGCGCCACUCUGUACAAACUGCAAAAAGAGGCAACAUUAGAAACAGUUCAGGUGCUACAGCAUGACCAUGCUGCAAAUUUACAGCACAAACAGUUACAGUGGUCGGUAAUUCCAUGUCCCACUUCUGGAUGUCAUCGUCACAGAUUUUAAUGAAACUUGGCCUGCUGAUUUGGUCAUUUGAGUAACCCAUGGAACUGAAAUUGCACGUAUCUUGGAUCAAAAUUAAGGGAAGUUUAAGCUAAGAAAAGUGUGAACUUAUGGAGGUGUGUGGUGGGGGCGGGGGGUAUGACUGGCUGCCUAUUCGUUGUACAGAAAUGGUUCCCCUAUUGUUUUAAAGUGCUUUUCCAGCUCUUAUAUUUUGUGUAAAUUUUAUGCUG